Exaiptasia diaphana is the source of this 14029-nucleotide messenger RNA. RefSeq lists its product as uncharacterized. The coding region runs from base 1819 to 13860 and encodes 4013 amino acids. NCBI's taxonomy places the organism in Eukaryota, Metazoa, Cnidaria, Anthozoa, Actiniaria, Aiptasiidae. Gene Ontology annotation, molecular function: cytokine receptor activity; cytokine binding. Gene Ontology annotation, biological process: cytokine-mediated signaling pathway. Gene Ontology annotation, cellular component: external side of plasma membrane; signaling receptor complex; membrane. The record is from RefSeq and is a predicted model, not a curated record. The transcript is spliced from 56 exons.
UCGUGAAUUAUUCGAGAAUAUUUCUAUUGCUUGUGUUAUUGAGACAAGCUGACCCUGGUCGCAUCUACGGCAUUGUUCACGGUGAUCGCCUAAGAAGAUAUGGAGCGGGCAAGAGUGUUAGUCUCUCACCAUUCGAAACAGGUAGCCCAUAUGAUGUAGUUGUUCUGCGUGGAGGAAGACAACAGACUUAUUCAAGUGGGCAACUCGAAAGAUCAUGAGUAUUGUUAACGCCAUUCGUUCUGAUAGUGUACUUGAAUUAGAACACUUGCUCAGGCAGCCGGGUCGAUAUGUAAAUGCGCCUAUCAAAAAUGGCCGACCACCUCUUCAUUUUGCAAUUCAAGAAAAUAAAAAACGCAUUGCUGCAGCUUUGUUGAACAAACAUCACGCCGAUAUCGACAUGACAGAUGAUGACGAUUACACACCAUUGAUGAUUGCCAUUGAUACCAAUAAUCCAGAUCUGGUGAAAUUUCUGAUUGAAAUGGGUGCGGAUACAAGUGGCAAAUACCCAGACGGAAAGACUUACCAAGAAAGUACGGAAAAUGUUAAAAUCAUUGAGCUGCUUCGUGACAAGAAAAAUGUCAAAUAGGUUCAUCAAACACAUCAAUAAGCAGUAAUAAUGUUUUGUAGUUCAGAGGCAGUUGUUGUGCUCGUUUUAGCAGCGUUGAUAUUGAUCUCAGUUUUACGUUACAUGUACGAAACGAAUAAACGAGUUCAAUGAGGAGUAGUUUGAGUAAAAGAUAUCAAUUUUAGACUAGAUUCUACAAUCAAACAUCAGAUCAAGACUUCGAGUUAAAAUAAUGUGUUUCUGGAUGAGCGGAUCUGUCCGUGGCAUUCUGCGUUGGUUAACAGGACUCAAGUACAUGUAAACUGGACAUAAAAAGAGGGAGAAAGUAAUUUUAUUUGCUCGGUGUAUCCAUCAGAAAGGUCAUGAUCGACGAUUGACGGUCCAUCUUCGAUCAGCAACAUUCAUCAUGUAACAUAAUAGAGAGCAUAUUUUCACAGAGGAAUAGAACAUUUGUACUUUAAUGCGCAUUAUAACGAAGUAUUAUGAUCAGCCAGCAUCACUACACUGAAGACAGAAAAAGUUCUUUUGGCCAGAACAAAAUUAUUUUCACUUCUGUAAACGAUAUAUUGUACUGCUAGAGAAUUUUAACCAACUGAAAAUGUAUGAUCUAAAGCAGCCCUACAUGUACUACAGUACUUAAUAAGAACCUGUUAGCCUAUAUCAAUUUAGACCCUAUUUACAUAUUAAGAACCUAUUUAGCCUAAAAUUUGAAAGAGGUUCUUGUAGAAAGGUUCUUAUAGAAAUUAACCUCAAAACUCAAACUGUAGUGAACUUGGACAUGUAUAAACUGCUAAAUUUAGUAUAAAUAAAGUUUGAAAACCUUGUAAAUUUUUAUUACAUUAGGGAUAAAUAAGAACCUAUUUUUAAGAACCUGACCAUUUACAUAAUAAACCCUUUUAGGCUAAAUUUGAAAAAAAUGGGUCUUAUAAGAGGGUAAGUACUGUAUUUACCCAUGACGUCACAUUAAACAAAUAGAAAGUUCUUGAAAAACGAAGGAAAGAAACUCUCUCAGGGAGCAAUGAGUCCUGAAUGUGUUCGCAUUCCUUUGAAUAGCGUAAAUAGAAAGAGGGAAUAUCUCCAAGCUAAACAAGCAGAAAAAUACCAAUUGACAUUGGCAACUAAUCAAGAGUCUCGAGACAGGUGCAACCAACGACUGAUUCAUUGAAAAGGACCUUAGAAACAGGGCAGAAGAUGCCGAAAAAGGGAAGAAAAAACAGUAACGAAUUCAUUGAGAACUUUUAAUUUAUUUGCUGAUGUUCGGUCGAUAUUUCUAUCGCCCCAACGAGAUCACGAUGAACAGCUUGCUACAAACGAUGGUUAUUUUGGCGUCGGUGUAUGGCGAAGCAAGGAGUCAAGUUUUCAAAUGUCAAGAAAACCGCUUUGCAUUGGAUUUUUCUUCUUCAUCUGAACCAGCGACUUCACCAUCAAAAGUCCAAGUACCACAAAACGAACUAACGGUUUGUUUUUGGAUGAAAGUUGCUCAGGGAUCACGUGAUAUGACAGUUUUCUCGUUAAAAGGGUCUAACGGCCUUCAAAUUUUCAGUAUGCUAAUGAAGAACUCUAGCAGUGUAACCGUUCAAAUUGGUUCAAGUAAAAAGAUUUUGAAGUCCCAUCAGCUUACAGGCAAUGUUGUCAGUAUUUGCCUGACAUGGACAAACAAUGAUGGACGAUGCAGGCUAUAUGUAAACUCGGCUCUUGCUGACAUGGUUACAGGUUUUUCGAAGGACUACGUAAUCAAGCCUGGAGAUCAGGUAUAUUUAGGAGGCAAGUUGGGGCAAUUUGUUGGUCUAAUCAGCCACUUUAACAUGUGGAGUUACGUUCUGCCGACUCAAGUGAUUGCAAUACUUGGUCAGCGUUGUGGAGUCGAGAGAGGUGACGUCAUACCAUGGGAAUCGUUUAAGGUCAAUUCAGGCGUUCAUGUUGAUAUUUGUUCAGAACAAGCGCCUCAAUGGAAUCGAGCUGGCUUGGUUCAUCAUUGGACUCUGAAUGGUCCUGACACCAAUGUGAGACUGAAUUACAGUGCGGUUUAUCUAGAAGGUCGUUACAGCACCAGCAAGUCUUUGUUUCUUGAUAGCACUGAAGCGUAUGCCACACUAAAACCAGGAAUAAACCUGAAUGGGAAUUUCACCUUUUCGUUUUGGAUGAAAUACAUAUCAGACGAACCCCGCAAUGCGACUAUUGUCAACAAUCACGAUGAGUUUAUACUCAAAAUAUUGAAAAAUAGCCUUAUUGUUCAAAGAAGCCAUUAUAUUGAUAAAUCUGGAAACAUUACAAAAGUCAGUGUUUUGGAAACCACAGAGGAUUUAAUUAACGGAAGUGGCAGCACGUGGCAGCACGUCGCUUUGGUGUGGCAAGAAGAUACGACAAGCUAUCACGUGCGUUUGUACGUUGAUGGUCGGCUGAUCCACAAAGGAAAAGCAAACCGUACACAGAAUUGGGUGACGCCCAUUUCAGACCAGUGGUACCUUGGACGAACCUAUGCAUCAUGGGAUUAUGGGUAUUUUCUUGGCUAUCUAAGUGAUUUUAUGGUGUUUAAAAGAGCUUUAUCAGAUAACGAUAUUGCUACCCUAAUGGCGGUUGGUUCAAGUGUUUAUCAAACGUUUUGGAAGCCAGUGUAUUCUAGUUCUUCAAGUCCUCAGGUAACUCAAUCUAGUGUGGAAACAUGGCCAGACAUCGGUAAAUGUACCAAGACACGUCCAUAUCAACCAGCUGAUUGUAUGGGUGCUCUUCUUAUUGGCAAAGACAAGGUUAAUUUUACACAUGAAUCAGUUACAGUCCAACUACCAUGCGACCAGGAAACUAACGGUGGAGGAUGGUUGAUUAUUGGUACCAGAACCAAUAACAAUGAAUACUUUGAUCAAACGAUCCAAAACUACACCGAUGGGUUCUGGGAAAACGAGAAAAAUUUUUGGCUUGGAGGUACCAUUGUAGCAUCCAUGACAGAAGAAUCGCAUCAACUUCUUGCAGAAGUACAUCCAAGUAAAGGAAAUCUUGCUCGUACUUUGUGCAACUCUUUUAGAAUGGAAUCACCAAACACAGUAAUUGGUGGGUGUUCAGGGUCUAACAUACCACUCACAUCGUUGGCUGAUUUUAAAAACUUGUUCUUAAAUACAUCAUUUGAUAAGGUGGAACUGAAGAUCAGACCUUUCAAAGACCUGCCUAAUGACUUCACAUUGUUUUUGGGAUCAUCUCGCUCAUUUCAUACCAACGUUCGUCUACGCAAUCUCACCGAGUUAACAUCAUUCACGAUUUGCCUGUGGACGAAAGUUAGCAAGCACCAUAGUGGUACACUAUUUUCCCUGGUGUCUGAUGACUUGAAAUGUAAUCUGGCCAUUUCAUCACCUGUUCAAUUACAAAUUUCUUGUACAAACGUAAGUGCUUUGAUAAAUUGUAAUCUGUUCGAUGACAAAUGGCACCAUAUCUGCAUCACAUGGACAGGAUCUUUGAGUCACAUCAGCGUAUAUAUUGGAGGUAAACGUAUAAAACAAAGCACGGGCCAUAAGUCCCACGUGUUCUCAAAGGCAGGAAUCCUGAAUAUAGGACGACAUCAGGACACUCUUAGUGACAGUUCUAUCCAGACUUCAAAAGAUUUCAUUGGUCAAAUUUGUCACAUGCACCUAUGGGAUUUUGUAAAAGAUGAGAGUUUUAUUGAAGCAAUAUCCAAGGGGCCUGGAGUAGAAUCUGGUAAUAUGUUGAUGUGGGCAUUAAUUCGGGCCUGGGUUCCAGUUAAUGUUCAAGUGCUGUACCCUUCAUCGUGCACCCUACAAGAGACGUAUCGUUGGACCUUUAAAAGUAACAAUGGUUCGUUCCAAGUGGAUGAUAAAAUGAACGCUUCAGCGCACAUUGAAGGUGGAAUAAUUGAACCAGAUGAGUCGAUUAUUUUUAAUAAACAAGGUUCAAUUACAUCAUCAUAUGUAAAAAACCAAACCUUGGGAAUAGCGAUGUCCUUCUGGAUAAAACAAAAAGUUUUUAUAUCAAGUAUUCUGGGUGAUAAUAAUAUGUACUAUGACCAGCUUAAAACAUGGCUAUCACCUAUCAUAUCCCAUCAUGCAUUGUGGGUUCGUUGCUACUCGUCAAAGCUUCAUGGUUAUUAUGCUUCAAGCUUUCACAAUCAAUGUGACUUUAAAGGACCAACUAUAACGCUAAUAAAAGUCAAAGGUUUUAUAUUUGGAGGGAUGAUUGAUCAAAGUUGGGGUGGUUCUAGUGGAUUUCUUCCAAGCACAAAUGCAUUCUUAUUUACUCUUAAUAAUCCUCACCAACUACCCCCGACAAAAUUUCCCAUCAAACAAGAUCAGACACAGUUUGCUGCUCACACCAAUCAGUUUGUUGGUCCAAGCUUUGGUUUUAACGACCUCACUGUAUAUGAAGAUGUAUCCGGCCGAAUAGCAUGCUGGAGCAACCUGGGCACAAGUUAUAAUGUUACAAUUGUAGAAGGAACGAAUGUUUUUACAGGAUGUUCUGUCUUCUACCCUGAUGAAAUCGAGGUUUUCUUGUACGACUUGCCAGCGACCAAAGUCCAAGAUAAACCAUCUACAUCAUUCAUCAAUAAUAGCAAUGUGUUUUGUUCGUCUUCAAAAGCUUUGGAUCAGUUCAUUCAGUGGGACUUCGACAAGCUAGAAACUAUAACUCACAUCUCUUUACAGGGAGAUCCUACACAGGGUUACGUCACCGCCUUUCUUGUCAACUACUCCUCAAUAAGUACUAGAUAUUCUUGGAGAAUUUUACCAAGGGUAUAUGUAUCCAGAUCUAAAUGGGUGAAAACUGUUCACUCGUUUUUGCCUCCUAUACAAGCUUACAGUGUAAAAAUAACGCCAACGAAGUGGCACAAACAGAUAUGCAUGAUUGUGAACAUCUUCAAAACAACAAAAGAGUGUGCUGAAGCGUUUGGUAUGGAAAGUGGUGCAAUCGCCGAUAAGAAAAUCACGGCUUCAUCUUCAUUUUCAACUUAUAAACCCGAUUAUGCAAAGGAAUUCCGCUGGCCACAUCGCGGUAGACUCAACUCUAAAAAAGGCGCUAAGGCGUGGCAUCCAGCUUUUAUGAAGAUCGGUUAUUGGUUUCAAGUGGAUCUAGGGAAUGUAUCCGCAUUACGAUGUUUGGCGUUGCAGGGACGUCCAAACAAAAUCCAUUACGUUAGAGCUUUUCAGUUUGCAUACAGUCUAGAUGGAAAUACGUGGAAAUACAUGCAGACAAAGUACAAUAACAAGACAUUUCAAGGCAUCGAAAAUCAACUAGAUGAAGUUAUUACCGUAAUGCCUCGUUCAGUUAUGGUUAGGUUUGUUCGUAUUUAUCCGGUAAAAUGCUCCAAGUACUGCGCUUUAAGAAUAGAGAUUUACGGCAACCAAACAGGUAUAGAAGACAACAUGGAAGGUCUUGAAUUUGCUUUUCGCCAAGGAAGCAACAGCUUCAUUUAUUCAACUUCUUCAAAAACAUGGAAAGUAGAGAACAGAGCACCGCUACAACAAUGGACUCACGUCACAAUCACGUGGUCGCCAGCCAAUGGGAUCAAAGUUUACUACAAUGGCACACUAAAAGAGCAAAGUAGUUUUAGCAACGCUGUAACCAAGGUAACUAACCAAGUACCCAUCGCCUUAACGAUGGCUGAAGGUGUUGGCACUACACCAGUAAAAAUUGGAAAUUUAAAAGUAUGGAACCAAGAAAUAGAUCAAAGAAUGGUAUUCAAGGAUUAUGAAUCAAUAAACUGCGAUUUCGAACAAGAUAUGUGUUUGGAUAGAUUUGAAAUUUCCUCCAAACAGAAGUUUUCUUGGGAAAGGAGUCUGUACUGCAUGUCAACCAAAAAGAUAGGACCUUGUGAAGAUGAUACAUCAUUGACAGGUUAUUGCUUGUCUCUAAAGUCGUUACCAGUUUACAGAGGUCAGUCUUCGACGUUUACCAGUCCUCUCCUCCAUAGCGCAAUAUCGUGCAUAUUCUUUGAUUAUCAAAUAAGUGGAAAUACCACUGGCCGGAUUAAUGUCAACAUCAUUGAGCUAAGUGGUUAUUGCUUGUCUCUAAAGUCGUUACCAGUUUACAGAGGUCAGUCUUCGACGUUUACCAGUCCUCUCCUCCAUAGCGCAAUAUCGUGCAUAUUCUUUGAUUAUCAAAUAAGUGGAAAUACCACUGGCCGGAUUAAUGUCAACAUCAUUGAGCUAAGUGGUAAGAAAACGUUGCUAUGGAGAACCAGCGGUAACCUUGGCAAUGUUUGGAAAGAAGGUCGUAUACCUCUUAAUCGAGUACAUUCCUUCAAGAUUGAAUUUGAAGGAAUUUUGGCAAACGACCCAGGAGAACAUUUAUCAAUCGACAACAUAACGUUUUCAGUCCAAACGUGCUUGCUUACACCUCCCAAUGCUACUAGCAACACGUCAGUGAUAAAAACGAAAAUCAUAAACCAUAUACCCACAUAUAUGAAGUUCCUCAAUGACAUCAUGACCGCACAAAAUCAACAAACAUCAUGGACUCCUUGCUACACAUCACGUGAUCAUGGCUGGAAUAUAACGUUGUUUAAGAAACUCUGUCAAUCAAAAGGCCCCACCAUAGCAUUAGUUCGCAGUAGGAAUAACAUAUAUGGCGGAUUCACCGAGGACAGCUUGAUACAAGAGUGUCCUAACGAGGAAAUGUCUAGUCUGGACUUCGAUGGUCAGAAAAGUUUUUCUAUUGUCAAUUUGACACGUGACAUUUCAUCAUUCACCAUCUCCUUAUGGAUGCAGACGUCAUCAUUAUCUAGCAUGGUAUUGUUAUCAACGACCCCAGAGCAGUUGGUCAUUCAAUACCAAGCAAACACUUUAAAUAUAACUCUCUUUUCUCAAAGUGUUUCAGUGCCGUGUGCUCUGAGUGACUACAAAUGGCAUCACAUCUUUGUCCAGUGGAAACACUUCAAUCAAAACCUUACCAUUUACAUCAAUGGUGUUUUUAUGAAGAAAACAAGCUUUAGUAUUAACAAAGUAUUGCGGAAAGGAACGUUUUUUCUUCUUGGCAAAGGGUCCUCAAACAAAGAGUAUUACAUGGGUAAACUCGAUGGUGCAAAUAUUUGGUCCAGUGAGGUUGAUGAAGGGCUUGCAAGAAUUCUGAGUCAAGGAUAUCGUCAUGUAUACCAUGGUAACGUCAUUACCUGGAAAGAUUUUAAAGCAGGUAUCAGAGAAACAACAACAGUGGUGCCGUCUUCUUGUGUAUGGAACACAAGUGAAAGGGAUUACGACCUUUUUUUCCCAUCUGCUGUGGUAGGCUAUGUAGCAAUAAAUUCAGCAUGGAUACGAGACCUGCAUCAAUUCACAAUGGUAUGGUGGAUGAAGACUGAUACAUACAAAGACUUGUAUAUCCUGUCAUACAUGAAUGAUGCAUGUACACAUAAAAACAACUUUGGCAUAAGCUUCACUUGGAAUGAAACCACAUCAAAGUGGAUGUUUGUAUUGGACUUUACCAGGAAUUGUACCAGUCCCUAUAAAUACCAAGAAAGAUUGCUGAUUCAAACGCAAAUUAAUGACGGUUUUUGGCACCACGUGGCUGUCACAUGGUAUGACGUAAACCUCCGAGUUGACGUCACUGUUGAUGGAUUGUUAGAGGGUUCAAUACCAUUCAAAAAAGAUAGUUUGAAUAAAUAUAUAGAGUCAAUUCCAAAAGAUGGCAAAGUUAUUCUGGGACAAACACCCAAGGACAACAACCCUAAUGGAGACUUAGGUUCAAAUCUGAUUUUUAUCGGAAGAUUGACUGAUUUCAAUAUCAUCGACGUCUUCUUGUCCCAAGAGGCAUUGCGCGUGCUGUCUUUGAGAUGGGGUUCCAUUACAGGAAACUUGUUGUCAUGGGCAGACGCUCGUCACCAUGUGAUUGGGACGCUUCAAACGUAUAGCCCAUCAUCUUGUCGAAGAGAAACCUACCGUCCAGACACACGUGCAUUUCUGUUCAUCCUCAAUAACAGUUCUUCAACUGUUGCGAAAAUAAGCAGUAAACACGUUGAGGUAUCUACUAGUCUCCAGGAGUCACACGGUCUCGUGUACGGUGAAUCGCCUCAUGAUUUGAUUAUUGGUGUCAACGGUUCCAUGAAGACAGCAGUAUACCGUGGAAAUGUCUCAUAUGAGUUACUGGACCAUCUACCCAGGGCGAGAUUGACAGUUGACGACAUUGAAGUACUGUACAAAACAGAUAGUUUGUGUUCUUCCCGAUGUUCGUAUCACUACAGUUGUGAUGAAAUCAAUGGACGCUGUAUAUGUAAUACCGCUGACACAUCGUUUGGGUUAUGUGAUAUAGAACAAAAAUACCCUAAAAUUCAAUACUUUUGGCCUCUUGACCACCCAAACAACAUCAAGAAUUUAAAAAGCAGUACAUGGGGCGUGGUCAAAGGUGACGUCACAUACAUUUCAGGCGUAAACAUGGGUGCAUUGAAAAUAGACGUUGGAUCAAAGGUUGUUCUUGAACGACUUAAUACAAGUUGUUUAAAAGCUACUUGUGAAAUAACUGUUAGCUUAUGGUUGAAAUAUUGGUUAACGAACAGCACUCAAAACCAGACUUUCCUGGACAUUAAUGGGUUAUUAACAUUGUACCAGCCAAAGGGUAAUGUCAUGGAAAUGGCCGCUAACGUUAACAGUAAUCACGACAGAUUUAUUCAGAAUAUCUUUUAUUCCCCUGCUGGAAUAUGGAAUCAUUAUACCAUCGUCAUUAGUAAGAUGGAAAGUAUAAUUUAUAAGAACAAACAAGAAGUGAAAAAUAUCAAGAGAAACUUUACAGAUUUGAGUGAAAGUAGCAAAAAUGAUCCUCUCAAUGGUCUGAUAACGUUAAGUUGUGGAGGAACACAAGCUGAAUUCGAUGAUCUUGUCAUAUCAAAUACAGUGCUAUUACAGAGUCAUAUCAACGAUAUCAUGACAUCUUACACAGAUAAAACAAUCGUUCCUGUUGGCUUUUCUGCAAAAUUAUCUGACGAAACAUGGCAUAACAGCCUAUCAAGACAAGACAGUCAAUUGUAUCUAGACUUCGUGGAGAGAAUUAAGUCCAACAUAUCCCGUUUCUAUGCAGAUAAUUCCAUUACCAUACAUAGUAUUACGGUGGAUACAUUGAGGGAAGAGGGUGGCAAUGUCAUUGGUGAAUUCACGAUCAGGUACUAUCCAUGGUCAAACAAGCACGUGACGUUAUUAAGUGAGAGUAUCGCAUCUACAUCAAUGAUGGGCAGACUAACACUGAAAGACCUUCAAAUUACUCCUGUUCUUGUACCAAACAAACCUUCAAUCGUCCAAACCAUCAAACAAUCGAAUACGAUCAAGACGACGUGGAACGCACCGAUGAUGGACAGUAAGACCUCAUCAUACUUCCAAGGUUAUAACGUGUACUAUCUUAAACAAGGUGAAGUAAACUGGACAAAAUUUGUUGUGGAAGGAAUGCAAACACAAGUCAUCUUUAAAGACCCCAUUCCGUACACAAUACUAAGGAUUUGGGUGACAGCGUUCACUAUCAAAGGAGAGGGACUACCUUCUAACGAGGUGACAUUGUCUGGCGCCAUUGGAGCACCAACAGGGAUCCCGAAUAUAACAUCAGCUUACAAUACCAGUUCGACAAGUAUAUUUGUAAAGUGGGCCAAACCACAAGAUAACAGUACCAUAACAGGUUAUGAGGUUUCGAUCUUCAGAAACGAUAGUCAGGUUAAGCCACUUCGUUCAUUGCUAACCAAUUGUACUCAGGCAACCCUGCUUGGACUGGACGUAUAUACUGCGUAUGUCAUCAAAAUAGCUGCCUUUAAUACGAUUGGGAUAGGACCUCAAAGUAAACCAGUUAUUUGCAUCACGGACGAAGAAGUUCCUACAGGAUCUCCUCAUAAUAUUACGUUACCAAGUGUCGCUUCACGUCAAGUGCAUUUAGCGUGGAAACCAAUCCCAAUAUCACAAAGGAAUGGUUUAUUACUAGGAUAUAACAUAACCUACUACUUACUCAACUAUAGUAACGCACAAGUACCAAGCUAUGCAACAACAAAUAACUCACAAAUAACCUUAACAAACCUGAGACCUUACUCGACAUACCGCAUACAGAUUACAGGUUAUAAUACUAAAGGACAAGGUCCAGGACUGAAAUCUCCUUACAUCAUCAAAACCAGCGAAGCAGCUCCUUCUGGAAGUCCCGUAAUAACUGAGGCAAUAAGUCAAGGAUCUACUUCUAUACUAAUAAAAUCAUGGGAAACAAUUCCCAAACCUAAAUUAAACGGCAUUCUACGGUAUUACAUCGUACAAUACCAAGUGGUCAACACAACGCUGACUUAUAUUAAGAACAUUACAUCGUCUUUUUCACGGCGGAAAAGAAGAGCUAUAUCAAGCCCUCACAUCAUCUUAGAUGGCUUACAGAAGUUUACGAACUAUUCUAUCAAAAUCGCUGGAGGGACAGUUGGUCAAGGACCUUACAGCCCAGGUUUUGUGGUCAGUACAGGAGAGGAUGUCCCAGGAGCAGUUAUCAGUCUCCAGGCAACCAAUGACAGUUCUACGAGUAUUCGGGUUACCUGGCAACCACCAACUAAUCCUAACGGCAUCAUUCUUGGCUACAAGGUCAAUUACAGCGAUGGAGCUGAUAGUCUGGGAUCCAUUGAUACAAAGCUUACAUCAUAUAUCCUGAAAGGACUUGUCAAUUACACUUUGUAUAACAUCCAUGUCACGUGCUAUACCAUAAAAGGAGAAGGAAAUGUAUCGACUGUGACAUGUAGAACUGACGAAUCAGUCCCGACAGGUCCUCCCCGAUCUCCUGCAGCUUUUCCAGUGAGUUUGACCAGCAUAGAAGUCAAAUGGCGACCUGUUGCAAUUUCACAGCGACGAGGAAUUAUAACCAAAUACCUGGUCAUGUUGUUCAACUCAAGUGGGUUGAUGAUCUUAAGGCGUGAAGUAUCCAGUGACCAUGACAAGAUCGUUCUUCACGGUUUACAAAAGCAGAGUAAUUACAGUGUCAAGAUCAGUGCAUUUACAAGGAAAGGACAAGGACCAUUUAGCAAGUUAAUUUAUACUUCAACAAAUAAUGAAGCUCCAAAGUUCGUUCCAUCUAAAGUGAAAGCACAGUUGAACGGUACCAAUCGAAUAUUAGUUCAAUGGAGCAGCAUUGCACAGGGACAACUUCGUGGUUAUCGUGUAUUAUAUAUGGGUAUUAACCAUCCAUUUGCUGGUGAGAGGAAUAUAUCAGUUGAUCAUUGGACCCAAGAGGUUAUUUUAAAAGACCUGUACUAUUACACACGAUAUAUCAUCAAAGUCUCAGCUUAUACCGCGUUUGAGGGGAAUUUCAGUAAACCGGUCUAUGUUACAACUGGAGAAUCAGUGCCAACACAUCCACCAACUAAAGUAGUGGUAGCUUCAAGAGGUUCAACCAACGUUAGUGUAUUCUGGGACUUGAUUCCUAUUGGACACCGCAAUGGUCGAAUCAUUAGUUAUCGAGUAGAAUAUCGAAGGACUGGAUCCAACGAGUCAUACACACAAGAAACCGAUCAAUUCUCAACGAGACUUACAGCGCUUAAAAAGAAUACACGCUAUGACGUCAUAAUAUCAGGAGCCACUUCCGCAGGAUAUGGAAAUAAGUCAUUUCAUUCGGUGACAACUGACGAAGAUGUUCCCAGCGAAACGCCGCAGAACCUCACAGCUCAAAACUGGACAAGUCUAUAUACAAUACCCGUUAGUUGGAAACCCGUAGCAGCCAAUCACAUGCAUGGAAAGCUGACAGGUUAUCAUCUAACCUAUUUAGCUGUGAAACGGGGUGACAAAGAAGUGUAUGAUGACAAUAUCAGUAUAGUUUCAUUAUCGCCUAACCAAACAUCGUACACUAUCAUGGGUUUGCAGCCACUGUCUGUGUAUAGGAUAACCGUAGUCGCCUCCACAAGGAAGGGAGCCGGUCCUAAAGCCACUACAUUUGGGGAAACAUGCCGCUGUACAAGAACAUUGACAACGAGUUGGAGUGAAUACAGUCCAUAUGUAAAUAUCACUACCGGUCUUAUAAUACCAGCAUUGGUUGCUAAUAUGACGUCAUAUUGCUGUGGUCAUUGCAAGGAUCAUGGUCACUCCACAGUCAACUUUAGAUUUGAUGGGAAUGGAACAUCCGCUAAGAAAUCGUCCCUUGGAGAGCUUGUUCAAUCCAUCGACGGUCAUUCUGACUUCAGUUUUCCGAUUUACGGCCAUUACGAUCAAUCUCUGUACAAAGGUGGACUUGGUUUUUCUCCUUUGAUUUUGUCUCCUGGAGUCGCGUUCAUCGUUUACAAGAAAGACACGGUGAAAUUAAGAGAAAAUAUGUUUAACGCCAUAAUUGGGUGUUGGCCUGUGUUGGCUGUUCCGAUUGUUAUGUGUUACAUUGCUGGGUUUAUCAUCUGGGUCCUUGACUCAAGACUAAACCCUCAACAUUACCCACAGUCCUUCCACAAAGGAAUUCAAAAUGGUUUCUGGUGGGCUUUUGUCUCCAUGACAACGGUUGGUUAUGGUGAUAAAACCCCAAUUGGGCACGGUAGUCGUUUGUUUGCAGUAAUUUGGACUUUGUGCGGWAUUAUUAUAAUAUCGGUCUGUACAAGUACCGUAACAACUUCCCUUACAGAAGUCACAAUCAACAACAAACAAAUGCUUUACGGUUCCAAGGUUGCUGCUUUGCAUAACAGUCCCGAAUUCUGGUUGGGAAAAAGGAAAAAUGCUAAAGUAAACGAAAGAAGAGAAUACCACACUCUUCUCGAACUGAUCAAUGCAUUGGAAGACAAAGAAGUGGACGGUAUUCUUGUAGAUACGUAUGCAGCGGGAUCAAGAAGUGACUUGUUUAACAGACCCUCCCUAAGAAUUGCUAAAGUCUUGGAUUAUAAGAUGGCGUACGGUCUGGUAACUGCUGGAUAUGCCAUUCAGUUAAGACAAUGCUUUCAUGAAUACUUAACGGCGUUUGCAGCAGACAUAUACCAUAAUAUAUCCAAUAACGUCAGAAUGAUCGAGUACAAACAAGACCCUCCUGACCAGAUCAUUACAGAUGGCUUGUUCAACACCAAGGCUGAACAGUUCAAYGAUUCAGUGAAAUUCACAGGUUGUGUGUUGUGCUUGUUUCUUAUAUUUGGUAUAACCUUUGACUGGAUACGAAGAGUACGAACGAGGGCCCCUAUCGAAGGGCAAGCGGUUUUGCACGACAUUUCAAAGAAGAAAGAGAUAAUGMAGGACAUAGUUAACACCUUUAAAGAUAAUAUGGAAAGAACGUCGAGAGAACUGAUAAAAAAACACAGCCUGGAACUGUGGAAGGCACGUAAGCUGAGAAGCAGAAAAUUGAAAAAGCUAGACACUCCUAGUGAAGAGAGUUUCAUAAUGCAGAGACUUUCAUCAAAAUCUGACUCUAUAUGAAUUUGUAUUUAUUUGUAAAUAGUCGCGGCGAAUAUUACCUUUUUUUUUUUGUAAAUGCGCUUUUUUUAGCUUGGGUCUAGGAUAGUUUUGAACUAUGAACUCUUGUGUUUGUAUAAAAGUAAGCUGCCGUUGGUGAUUCACAAUAAAAAUUGAAAAGUCAAAACAUGAA